AUGGCGAAAGGUGGCAGUGGUGGCGGCGGCGACGUCGAGCCAGCGACAAGCGUGGCCGGCGGCAUGUGCGACCGGUUCUUGACGUUCCUGGCCAAGAACCUGUCGGUUAGCAGGAUGAAGAGCAUCGCCGAGGGCCCAAGGAACAACGGCGCCGGCGCCGGCCACCCUCCGCCGACGAAGGGAGGAGAUGACGGUGGCGUGGAAGAAGACGAGUUCGCCAUUCCCAUCGAGAGGGCCGAGUUCGACUUCCAGUUGAGCGGCCAUGACGAUGGAGGGCACAGCAGCGUCGUCGCGACGACCAUCCUGGAAGAGAGCGCCGCGACGACGACGACGAGGGAUGUUCCUGAUGAGCAGAAGGACGGAGCUGCUGCUGCGGCCGCCGCCGCUGCCGACGGCACGGCAGCGCCAGCGGUGCCGGCGGUGGAGGAGACGAAGGUGAGGAGGACGGUGACGAUCAAGGAGGACCGUCCUGCACAGGAGGCCGGCGGCAGCGGCGGUGCCUCGUCGACGGCGACGGUGGAGAGGAAGAAGUCGCUGUUCAGGAAGCGGCAGGCGUCGUCGGUCGCGGGAGGGGAGGAGCAGGGCGGCGCCCGCGUGCCGAAGCGGAGCGGGCUCCGGCCGCGGAUGCCGCAGGUGCCGAGGGUGCCGUCCAACAUCAACGAGCGGUCCUCCACCUUCAUCGAGGAGCGCAAGAAGAGCUUCGGCGGCAAGCCGGCGCCGAAGAAGUGA
Molecule: messenger RNA, 729 nt
Organism: Miscanthus lutarioriparius
Lineage: Eukaryota; Viridiplantae; Streptophyta; Magnoliopsida; Poales; Poaceae
Source: the annotation of a GenBank genome assembly